UUCUGAAAGUGUUCUCUAUUGGUUUUGUUAAGUUUGAUUUUAACUGCAGACUGCAUAUUAUUUUAUGGUGUGAGUUUAUUCAACAAAAAUAUAUUUUCCAGAGACACAUAAAAAUGGAGUCAUCAGCAACAGAAAGCUUGAGGCUACCUUCUUUCAUGCCACCAACAAACAACAUACUGGUUAUAAAAGACAAGCUUAACUUGGUGGUAGAACUUUUGGCUUUUUUGUUUGUAAUCCUCCCCUAUUACCUGUUGCUGACCGUUUAUAGAAAACUAUAUCCACCACCUGAAAAAUCUCUCCAAACAAAAAAUGUUAUCGUAACAGGGGCAGGCCAUGGCCUUGGGAGGGGACUCGCCCUGAGGCUGGCACGGGAGGGAGCCAAGGUGGCAGUGGUCGACGUAGACGGCAUCUCUGCAGCUCAGACUGCCAGGGAUAUUGUGGAAACUGGAGGAGUGGCCAGGUCAUAUGUUACUAAUGUAGCAAAAAUAGAGGAGAUUCGCAAGCUGCAUGUGAAUGUUGUCAGAGAUCUCGGACCUGUGGACUUACUGAUCAACAAUGCAGGUCUUCUUUACACAGCAAGUAUUAAGGACUCGUCAGAAGCUGAGAUUAGGACUGUCAUGGAUGUUAACCUACUCAGCCACUUUUGGAUUGCUCAAGAAUAUCUUACAGAAAUGAAAAGUCGCAAUUCAGGCCAUAUUGUUGCCAUCAGUUCUAUGGCAGCCAUUGCAUCGGUUGCAAAUGGUUCUGCUUACUCUGCAAGCAAAUGGGGUGUCUGCGGGUUUAUGGAGGUUUUGAGAGCUGAACUGAACCAAAAUCAAAAAAACAAUGUAAAAACUACAACAAUAUUGCCAUACUUCAUCAAUACUAGUGAGCAAUAUGUCAACAGAUGGGAUAUCAGGUUGCCACCCCUGUCUAUAGAUGAAGUAGUGGAGGAGAUCGUCACAGCAGUGAAGAGGGAGGAGGUCUUGCUGUCCAUCCCCAGACACAUGUAUUACACCUCUCUAAUCAAAUUACUCCCAGUUGAUAUAGGAGAUUAUUUCUUUUCUAUCUUAUAUUGCAAACUCAAACCACCGUCUGAAGAGGAAAAACUAACUGAUCGUACACAUAACUUAAUUUCUGAGCAAAUAACAAACUAGCAAUUAAAAGAGUAACAUUGUUGAAAAGUGUAAUAAUUUGAUUAGUUCAAUCUGGACGUAUAAAGGUUGUUUUUUAGUGCUACUUUAAAUUAAAAUGUUGUAAAGAGGAAAUAUCAGUAUUAAGAUAAUUAUACAUAACUUAAAUAAACUGGUAUAUUGUCUGUU
Macrosteles quadrilineatus (aster leafhopper) is the source of this 1301-nucleotide messenger RNA. Its product is annotated as 17-beta-hydroxysteroid dehydrogenase 13-like. Gene Ontology annotation, cellular component: lipid droplet. Bases 114 to 1136 code for a protein of 340 amino acids. Lineage: Eukaryota; Metazoa; Arthropoda; Insecta; Hemiptera; Cicadellidae. The record is from RefSeq and is a predicted model, not a curated record. Gene Ontology annotation, molecular function: oxidoreductase activity, acting on the CH-OH group of donors, NAD or NADP as acceptor. The transcript has 8 exons.